CUUCAAGAGCAAUAGGCCUCCACAUGCAAAUAACUGACUUACAACCCUGUUACCUCUUCCCUAUUGCUUCAAGUUAACGAAAGGAACAUUAGGACAUACAGUUGCAAUUUGAUGAGAAAAAUGGGAUUGGAGAAGACUCUGGUUCUCGGGAUUUUCGUUGCCUUUGCAGCAGUUGGUGUUUCAGGCCACCCUGACUACCAGGAUGCUCUUUCAAAGUCUCUCAUUUUCUUCGAAGGCCAGCGCUCAGGAAAGCUUCCUCCAGGACAGAACUUGAAGUGGAGGGCUGACUCCGGGCUCACCGAUGGAUCGACAGAGAAUGUGGAUCUGACUGGUGGCUACUAUGAUGCUGGGGACAAUGUUAAAUUUGGCUUCCCCAUGGCCUUCACAACCACAAUGCUCGCAUGGAGCGUCCUCGAAUUCGGGAGAUGGAUGCCCAAGGAACUAGAUCAUGCUCGAGAAGCAGUGCGCUGGGGCACUGACUACCUCCUCAAGGCCUGCAGUGCUCUUCCUGAAGCACUUUACAUUCAGGUUGGCGAUCCAAAUACUGACCACAAAUGCUGGCAACGAGCUGAGGACAUGAGCACACCUCGGUCUGUCUACAAGGUCACCCCUUCAAACCCAGGCUCCGAUGUUGCAGCUGAGACAGCUGCCGCCCUCGCAGCUGCCUCCCUCGUGUUCAGGCGCGUUGAUGGGAAUUAUUCCAAGAAGCUUCUGCAGACUGCAGAGAAAGCCUUCACUUUCGCCGACAAUUACAGAGGAAACUACAGUGACUCCCUUUCUUCUGUUGUCUGCCCCUUCUAUUGCUCUUACUCUGGCUACCAAGAUGAACUUCUAUGGGCAGCUGCAUGGCUGCUCAUGGCCACGCAAAACCCUUCCUAUCUAAGCUAUGUUCAGUCUCUUGGCAUCAACUCUGACUCAGAUAUGUUUAGCUGGGAUAACAAGAUUCCUGGUGCUCGCGUGCUCCUGGCUCGGGAGUAUCUUGUCGAGAAGAACGAAGCAGCCUCAUCAUUCAAAGAGCAAGCAGAGAGAUUUAUGUGCAGCGUGCUACCAGACUCCUCAUCUCGGAGCGUCGGCUACACACCAGGAGGGCUAUUGUACAAGCUCAAUGGAAGCAACCUACAGUAUGUGACCUCUGUCAGUUUCUUACUAUCAGCCUAUGCCAAAUACUUGAAGAUCUCCAAACAAACUUUCAGCUGUGGUGAUAUGGUUGUCUCUCCAUCCAUUUUGAGGAAAGUAGCUCAGAAACAGGUGGACUACAUCUUGGGAGAUAAUCCAAGGGGGCUGUCAUACAUGGUAGGCUUUGGCAACAACUUUCCACAGCGCAUCCAUCACCGAGGCUCGUCGAUCCCUAGCAUUCGCUCUAACUCGCAGAACAUCGGUUGCGACCAGGGCUUUCAGUUUUACCAUGCCACCGAUGCCAAUCCAAAUAUAUUGACAGGGGCUGUAGUUGGAGGGCCUGAUCGGAACGAUGCAUUCUCCGAUGACCGGAGCAGCUAUGCUCAAUCAGAGCCAGCCACAUACAUCAAUGCUCCACUUGUUGGAACUCUCUCUUACUUGGCAGCUUGCUUCAAACCUUGAAAGAAGUUGUUUGUAGAUGACAUUUACUGAACUAUAUAGAAACUGUUAGCUUGGUGGCUACAAGAAUGCCUCAAAGUAACUUGUUUAAGUGUAUGUAUCUCCAGUCUGAAGGAGUUUGAAUCCUCUGCAACCCUAGCUGUUGGAGAUUUCCAAUGCUUAAGUAGAUGAAAAUAACAGGGUGUAUGAUAGAUAAUCCAUUCAUGUAGAUGGAAACAGGGAGAAAGUUGGUCAUGCUGCUCUGUGAAUGAACUCCAUGCGUAAUAAAAUGAUGCAAGAAAGCUA
Phoenix dactylifera (date palm) is the source of this 1860-nucleotide messenger RNA. RefSeq names its product endoglucanase 9-like. The record is from RefSeq and is a predicted model, not a curated record. Gene Ontology annotation, molecular function: hydrolase activity, hydrolyzing O-glycosyl compounds. Lineage: Eukaryota; Viridiplantae; Streptophyta; Magnoliopsida; Arecales; Arecaceae. Gene Ontology annotation, biological process: carbohydrate metabolic process.